Messenger RNA from Argiope bruennichi, 1945 nucleotides. RefSeq lists its product as uncharacterized. The transcript is spliced from 4 exons. The record is from RefSeq and is a predicted model, not a curated record. NCBI's taxonomy places the organism in Eukaryota, Metazoa, Arthropoda, Arachnida, Araneae, Araneidae. The coding region runs from base 68 to 1504 and encodes 478 amino acids.
UUACUGAACGACCGUGUCAAGAUGUCGGCCCCUUUCGGCUAGAGCAUGCCGUGUUAGGGAAUCUGAAAUGGACCCAAGCUGUUCUGAUUUGGAAUUCUUUGAUUUCAAAAAUGCAACUGAGGAGGAAAUCAAAGAAAUUCAAGCUAUUCUUAAAGGUCCUGGAAGUAAUGGCUGCGUAGAGCUGCCAUGGGAAAUUCCUAUAAAAGAAAACUAUAUUGAAGGUCUUCCUGAAGAUGAAGGUGCUCUGGAAAAAGUCGAUCAGUUAGGAUCCGUAAAAGAUAAUAAAGAAAUAGGAUCUGUGGUUGGUCAAGCCUUACAAUUUGUUGGACCACAAGCUCCCUUGUCUCCUCCUGAAGCACAAUUACCGCCGCCACCUCCAGCAGUAGAAGCAUAUGUUACUCUACCAACAACUGCUGGUCCAUAUCCAAAUGCACCAUACUUUGUGUCGAGGACUUUACCUUACCUGCGUGCCUAUCCUCACAUGGGUGUUCCAUUUUUUGCUUGCCCAAUUCCAGGUGCAGGUGAACCUGGUCCAUAUGGGCAAUUUGUACCAGUGGUUCCUGCUACAGUAGGACAAGAAAAAUUUGUUGGACCGAUUGAAAAUGAAACUAAUCAGAAAAACAGAGGGCCUGUUGAAAGGCAGUUUAACAGACGCAAUAAAAAGAAACUGUCUAGCACAGACUACUGUGGUUCAGUAGAACCAGAAGGCAUGGAUGCUUACAGGGAGCCAGAUCUUGGUGAAGUGCCAACUCCGACCUCUCCUGUCAGCGGUGAACGUCCAACGUCAGUGCCUCUUGUGCCUUUACCUGUGCCACCUUCGACUUUUGCUGUUGCAGGUGGUACACUUCCCAUGCAUGGCUACCCACCUGGCCUUCACACUCUUCCUUACACACAAAUGUCAGGACCUCAAGCUCCCUCGCCUGCAAUGUAUUAUGUUCCCGUAUUCAAUCACCCUUACAGCAGCUAUAUCCCCUCACCACCUUCAGCUCCUAUGGUACUUCCUGUUAAUCUCCGCCCUGAGACAGAAAUUAAUGAACUUCCCAUAGAAAAGUGCUCCAAGGUUGGUGACACCAACGCUGAAGAAGUGCUUGAAAAUCCUGCAAGUUCUCUAAUUGUAUCCUCUCAAGAGGAUGCUUUAAACGUCCAGUCGAACUGUACGACAGCAUCAACAGUGGAACAGUAUGGUGAAAAAAAUGAGGUGCAACCAUCGUCUAUUGAUGCUGCUGCCAAAAAUGCGGUGACAGAGAAGGAAGAAGCGACAGACUGCAAUUCUUCUUCCGAUCCUCUGAGCUCUUCUCCAGACUGUGCCCAAGAAACAGACGACCCAUGCCAAACGGCUAAUGAGGAAGUCAGGGAUCGUUCUCGAUGCUGGGCAGAUCUGUUUAAGAAACCUGCUCCAGAAGUAAAUGGCAUAGACCGUCGACAUGACUGUACUAGUACUUUAAAGAAGGAUAUAACAAAUGGUAAAACGUACUCUGUGCCUGUUAGCGAUAGCAUCCAUUAAGUGUUUAAAAAAUACCUAGCAAUUAAUUAUGGCUGCAGAAUAUAUUUUGCAUGAAUUUUUUAAUGAGACUGUUUUUUGAGGAGGCUGCCUCAUGUUUUCAGAGUGAUAUUCUUGUUGUGAUCAUGAUCGAUGGUUGAGCUUUGUGCAUAAAUAUAUUUAAAUUAUUAGGUAGGGUGUUGAAUUUUUUUGUGCUAUCUUUCACUCAUAUCUACCACAUUUCACUCCACUUCCUUUUGGAAAUGAAGUCUGGCUUUGUGGUUGUAUAAAAAAAAAAGUAUAAACAGGACUGUGCAUUACUAACUUUACAAUUGUAAGGAUUUGCUGUGUUUUAAUUUUUAUCUUGUUCUUUACAAAUGAAUUGUAUAUACACUUUUCUAAAUAGUCAUUUGAAUGAAAGACUCUAGAUGAUGUGUUGUUUGAAAUGUAGAUAUAUGAAUUUUU